Messenger RNA from Dermacentor andersoni, 1104 nucleotides. RefSeq lists its product as uncharacterized. The record is from RefSeq and is a predicted model, not a curated record. NCBI's taxonomy places the organism in Eukaryota, Metazoa, Arthropoda, Arachnida, Ixodida, Ixodidae.
AUAUCUCACGAUGCAACAAUGUGUGAACAGAGACCUUGGAGAGCCAUUCGAUCCUUGGUCGCGGCAAGGCUAUCGGUACUGGUGCGGCCCUUGUGUCGCUGGCCUUCCGGCGGAGUGGCCCGUUCCUUACGUCGAGCCGUGUCCUUGCAUCGCUGCCCCGGAAACAUCGCCCACGCAGGGAACCAUUGUCCGCCGCGAAGAAGUUUGGACCGAAGGCGGCAGGCACCGCCACAGAGUCCAGGAGAUCCUGGAAGGCGGAGCGCCCUCACCCAGCGGUCCGGACGCUCGAAUGGAACGCUUCCAGGAGGCACCCUCUGGUUUCCUGCGCGACGGCGUGGCCCCCACGGCUGCCGGCAGCCAGGCAUCCACCCGCAUUGGUGCCGACCAGCCAUCAGCAAGCGGGGGCGGCAGGCGCAUCGUGUUGGACGCCUACGAGGAGAUCCGACCCCCUGGUUGUCCUCCGUCGCAGCCGCUCUUCUCGCAAGCAGCCGCGCCUCAGUCCGCCGUCAGCGCCGCGUUUUCCAAGGCGUCGCCGCAUGCUUUUCAAGCGGGCAGGAACAAGUCCCAGUCGGCCGUACCACACGGGAGAGUGCUGUACUGGGAGGAGGACACAGCUCCCUUAAGAAUGUACGCCCCUUCGGAGCCAGCCGUAGCAACUGAACACAAGAUGCGCUUCAAGAAAGAUCACUUGGAAGGCACGUCGACUGCGCGAAGAGCCAGCACUGUCGAACUUGGGAACUUGCUGUGAGAUAUGCCGAAUUAACGUUUAAUACUAUUAGGUAUUGCUCCGGCAUCAGUUAUAUCAAGCUAAAGGCGCCGGGCACCAUGCAUAUAUUCAUGCAGGAAGAAAGCAACCCUCAUGGGCGGAAUUAUGAGAAUUUCAGGAAAGUACCAAGAUCAGUCGAUCAUGUGUAAGCAGGAACACUAUGCCAGGAAGCAAGACCACGACGAGACAACAAAAGGGGAUUUUCGUUUUUUAUAUGUAAGACAUUGCAUGACGUGACGCUUGAGAAUAUAGCAACGAAAAGGAGACGCUGUUUCAUAGAUACGGUGCUUUAAAAUAUGCUCUAGAAUAAAAUAAAGCUCUAGCCAGCAAGAAUGUUA